Ambispora leptoticha is the source of this 837-nucleotide messenger RNA. Lineage: Eukaryota; Fungi; Glomeromycota; Glomeromycetes; Archaeosporales; Ambisporaceae. The record is from the annotation of a GenBank genome assembly.
AUGCAUGAUAUUGUUGUUUUGACUGAUGGGUUUGGAAUUUUUUUAUUGGUAAAAAUUCGAAAUACGAGUAAAUUUAAGCGUAAUAAUUCGGCAAGCCAAUUGCUAAGGAAUAAGAACUUAUUUAAAGGGGAAAAAAGAAAUGCUGACAAAGUUAUUUGUGCGAUUGCGGGAAUUUUGAAUAUUGAUGAGGAUGGUAACAAGUUCACCUUUUUGGAUGAAAUCGAUGAAAUGAUCGCAUUGGCCAAUGACGGUAAUAAUAAAAAUUUCAAUGAAUUUCAAACAGCUAUCCGAGUAUUUCAAGAAGAAAUUGAUAGACUCAAUCUUCAGGUAAAUCAACAGAAGCAACAUAUAUUAUCAAUUCAAUCGAUUCAUAAGCAACAAUUAGAAAAGAUUUCUCUCAGUCACGCUAAUGAAAUUGAAUUAUUACAACAAACGCAUCAAAAUCUAAUUCAACAACAUCAAAAUCUCGAAAAAAAUCUUUCCGAAGAAAUCAAAAUUUCAAAAUCACGUGAAAUUCAAUUACAACAAGAAUUAUUAACUGCACAAAAGCGUUCCUUAUCAAUCGAUCAGGAAAUAGAGGAUAAAUUAAGGAUUAAAGAGAAAGAACUAAGAACGAAGUAUAAUGAGGAAUUAGAGCAUCAGAAAUCGCAGAAAAAGAUUUUACGAGAUCGUGUAGAGCGAAUGUCAAGGCGUGAAUGGCAAUUAGAGCAAAAAAAUAUCGAACUUCAACGAAGGAUUCAGCUUCUUGAACUCGACAAGGAAAAAUUUAGAGAGGAAAGAGAAGAGCUUUGGAGAUUUAGAAAAGAUAAAAGUAAUGAUAAUGUUACAAUUGCUUAA